Molecule: messenger RNA, 1994 nt
Organism: Engraulis encrasicolus (European anchovy)
Lineage: Eukaryota; Metazoa; Chordata; Actinopteri; Clupeiformes; Engraulidae
Gene: klf17
Product: Kruppel like factor 17
Exons: 3
Coding region: 95-1339 (414 amino acids)
Biological process (GO): regulation of transcription by RNA polymerase II
Molecular function (GO): RNA polymerase II cis-regulatory region sequence-specific DNA binding; DNA-binding transcription factor activity, RNA polymerase II-specific
Source: RefSeq, a predicted model, not a curated record
UCAAGCGGGUGUGCGUCUAUUGAGCAGCCUACUUUCAAUCACACAAACAGAGGAACUUUUGGUAUUACAGGGAAUCUCAGUACAGUGAGCAGUGAUGGCCUUAGCCGACACAAUGCUACCAUCAAUAAUUGCUUUUGGAAACCAAACACGGGAGAAGCAGACAACUCAGCUUUGGAAAGGGGGUCAGACUGAAACCAGUGUGGGAGAUGCCAUGAAACCUCUCAUCGAAGUAGAGUUCAGCAUCGUGGAGGCUCCUCCGCUGCAUAAAGAGGAGGACGACCUGUCGAAGUUUUUGGAUUUAGAGUUUAUCCUGUCCAACACAGUCGGGGAUAAUUCAGCCUGUCAAUCUACGUAUCCACUGCCAGAGUCACCGGAGAGCUGUAGCACAGUGUAUGAGAGCGAUAGUUCUCAUCAAACACCAAACCCCUACGGUAACAGCAGUUUCAGCUCAAGUCCCGGUCACAGUCUGGUUGCGGAGUUGCUGACCCCUGAUAUGGGUUAUCAAGGCGAUGCACAACAAGACUACAGACUACCUGAGCGCCGAGAAUACACAGAACUUGGCGUGCCAAACGCGGAGAGCCAGUUGCAAAUGGCCGUUGGUUCCGCAAAUCACACGGGAUACAAAAUUAAAACCGAAAGUCAUGAACAGUCGUGCAUGAUGCCAACGGACUUCAUGGGACACGGGUACGAACAAAAGUCCCCACGGCCCAUGCACAAUGGACUCAUGCAGCAACAGGCGUGCGCGCAGGGUUUUGCACCUCAGAUCAUUCACCAUGGGUUGCCCCGAGAUGGGAUGGCGCGUAAAGACUGUCACCUGGCGGAGAUUAGCGCACACUCUCACUUGAUGCGCUCACAGCAAUACAUGGCACCUGCGCCAUACCCGCCACAGUAUGCUCAGCACCCUGGGGCGCAGCAGUACCACGGAGAACCAUUCGGUAUGUUCAGGGAAAUGCGCGUCCAUCACCCGGGUAUGCAAGGACCGGUGUUGACGCCACCAUCCUCACCACUUCUGGAAUUCUUCACUGCCGAAGACACGAAGCCAAAGCGAGGUCGCAGAUCUUGGGCGAGGAAGCGCACGGCGACGCACAGCUGUGAAUAUCCUGGCUGUGGGAAAACGUACACAAAGAGCUCCCAUCUGAAAGCUCAUUUACGAACACAUACAGGUGAAAAACCUUAUCACUGCAGUUGGGAAGGAUGUGGGUGGAAAUUCGCAAGGUCCGACGAGCUCACCCGUCAUUACAGAAAGCACACUGGACACAGGCCUUUCCAGUGCCACCUCUGCGAGAGGGCCUUCUCCAGGUCCGAUCACCUGGCUCUGCACAUGAAGAGGCACAUGUAAAAAAAAAAAUGUAUUGUUGCAAUUUUACGCAAUGUGUUAUUUCUUAUUUGUAAAUACUGGAAUUUGUAUUCGCUUAGAUUGUAUUUAAGAACAUUAUAGUAUAGCUGUAUUUUUGUAUAGUUGUAUUUAAGAAAGACGAGAUGCCAAAUCUGCAUCUUUUGUAAAUUAUUUUCUUUAGACCUGGAGUGAUAUGAAAUUUAUCCGGGCAGGACCCAACCCAUAUUUUUGUACAAUAUAGGUCUAUGCACUGGGUUAGUUUUGCUGUGUGCUUUUUAUACUGUUGUAUUUUUGUAAUAUCUCUCACAUGUCAGUGUGUCAGGGGUUUUGUACUGAAGCAGUAGACUGCCAAAGGAUUUCAUUUCCAAAUAGUCAUCCUGCUGUAGAUGACAAUCACUUGGUCCUAAUUAUUUUGGAGAAAGGGUACUAUCCAAACGGCCUUACACUGAAGUGCUUACAGUUUCUGUCAUCGUGUGAAUGUCAUGGUGAUUAAACUAUGCAUAUAUGCUUGUAAUAUAUUAUCUGCGUACUUGAACAUUUCUGUAAAUACUGUUUUCAAUGUCCAAAGAUCGGUCAUGGUCUGAUGUUAAAGAACGUAUUGUUACACAUUCAAAACAAAAUAAAACUGUCAAAAAUGGAUAUAUGUGUUUUAGUAGGC